Molecule: messenger RNA, 2085 nt
Organism: Cheilinus undulatus (humphead wrasse)
Lineage: Eukaryota; Metazoa; Chordata; Actinopteri; Labriformes; Labridae
Exons: 4
Coding region: 310-1008 (232 amino acids)
Biological process (GO): spermatogenesis
Cellular component (GO): nucleus; cytosol
Source: RefSeq, a predicted model, not a curated record
GAGGAGGGGGGUGUUUGGGCGGAGCUACGGUCUGAGGUCCAGGUGGUCGACUGCGUAAAGAAACGUACCGAACACUUUGACGAAGAAGUGAGCGUCAUUAAAAAAAAAGCCAGCUCGACCCUGUAGCUCCUGGUACCUGUGUGAAUGAAUAAGCUGUUUCAGAGACAGAGACAGCCCGGUGGUGCGUCGCAGUAAAGCUUAACGGGAACCAGCAAUUUUCACGGCUUCACUCUCGUUUCUUUUUUUGAGCGAAGGAGGCAACUUUCUCUAUCAGGAGCAAGACGGCUUGAAUCGGCGACAAGUGGAGCUAUGUUCAAGAAAAGUAAGAGUAAAGUGCUGGUGGAAUAUGCGUCAGAGGAAGACGACAUGUCCUGGCACUAUCAUCACUCCUACAAGGACAAAGAUGCAGAAGGAGAGGAAGAGGAGGAGGAAGCUUUGACUGCAGUAUCCAAGGAGGCCAAGGUGAAGAAAAUCAUGUCAAAAAAGGAGAGGAGGGAGAAGAAGAUGUUCUCCUCUAAAGAUGAUGAGCACUUCUUGUUGACCGGGGUAAAGCUGACUGACCGCAGAGGGUCUCACAAGAAAAUCAAAGAUGAUGAAAAAGAGAAGGAGAAGAAGGACAAACAAGAGAAGGGCCACUGUUUCUGGGAGAGUGUCACCAUGACCAUGAGGCAGAUCUCACCUGCCAAAAAACUGGAGAAGAUAGAGGGCUGGGAGCCGCCUCAGCUGGCCUCACCCACUGAGACUGUUACGGAAGAAACCCAGAAUGACAACAGCAAGAAAGCAGACUUGACUGUAUCUUUCCCUGACUCUCUAAACCACUCAUUAGAAAUAUCUUCCUGGGGUGGGCGGGGUCUCGAGGAGGACUCGUCCCGCUAUGCUAACCUGACGGACUCCAAGGAUUCGUCGGCCGCAAUCACAUGGACAGCACGCGCCAAAGUCAAGCUGGCCGGCAUCAGCAGGAUGAGCAGAGGGAUUGUGUCAGAGGGGGCGUGGGAGGGGUUUAAAUAGUAGAGAUUUGAACCCUGAAACCCCUGAAAAGUCGUUACAGAGGAUGAAGACAUGAAGCGUGCUCGUGUCUGGAGGUAACCAGUGAAGGCAACAGGUGUUGAGAUGCUGUAGUCAAACCCUGAAAACAACACUUGCAGUUUGUCAUUUUCUGGCUUUUUGCCACUUUUACAUCACUGACAAACUGUAAUCUAAGACAGAAAAGCCUUAAACUACUGUACUAUUUAAACUGUGAUACCCACUGGCCUGGCAUUGAAUUAUUUUAUAUUGCCAAUGAACGACAAGAGUGAUUCUUUAUGUAGUUAUUAUUCUAUGGAGUCAGUAAUUAUGCAAACCUGCCACUGAAGACUACUUCAUUUCUGUCUAUGCAGUCAUAAGAUCCAGUUCAAAGCCUUAACUCAUACAUCAAUAAUGAGCCUAAAAUCUGUGCAGUCAUGAAUGAAGUAAUGCAGUACUUUAUAAAUCUGGAUAAGCAGCAUGCACGUGUUUUAAUUUCAGAGAAAGUGAGUUUAUGGAUGCACAAUCCUAAAUUUGCUGAGUUUGUUAAUACGAUUUGUAGUGAUGAAAAUUUAAAGUCCAAAAUAUACUAUUUCUUAAGAAAACUGUUGACUCCACACACUGAGAAGUGCCUUUGAUUGACUUCAUGUGUUUGUUGUAUAUAUGACUCAGACCAAAUCAUCUUCUGAGUGCAAACCUGCUGUACUCGUCAUAAUCUGCACCCAGUGCUGCAGACACUUCCUGGUUUUCAGGUACAAACCAGUGUGCCUGGAUGUCACUAGCAUCACCAACAGAACAGAGGAAAAAUCUCUGUCUGCUGCAUUCGAAAAGCACUGGUCAGUUCUUUAAUGCUGUUUGCAUAUCUGUAUGUUGUAUUGCAAUGAGACAAUGUAGAGUAAUUUCAUUUUUCAUGUCCAUUUGAUUUCUCUUGUAGGUGAAUGAGGAAUUGCUUGUGUCUUACUUCCUUUGCUUUGCUUGUAUCUGUUUACUGAAUUCUUUGUGCCUGAAGUCUGCUUUAGUGCACAGAUGCAAGUCAACUUCCAGGGACACAUUUUCUCUAGUAGAAUAAAGAUUUAGUCUCAA